Molecule: messenger RNA, 981 nt
Organism: Ostertagia ostertagi
Lineage: Eukaryota; Metazoa; Nematoda; Chromadorea; Rhabditida; Trichostrongylidae
Source: the annotation of a GenBank genome assembly
UCUGUGGAAAAUGCUCUGGCUGAUGCCAAAAUCGAACUGGAUACUGCACAAAAGAACUUUGAGUCUCGACAGGCUGAGUUGGAAUCAUCGGUACAGCAGCUAGAAACUGACAAGGCGAACCUGAUUGCUGAUCGUGACGCUAAAGACGAGGCAAGCUCGAGUGAACGACUGCAGGAUGAGCUAAACAGCAAGUCAAUGGAGCUUGAACAAUUCCACGAGCGUAUGGCGAAGUUCGAAUCUGAAAUAGCUGACGAACGCCGCAAGCUCGAAACUUUGGAAGUGGAACGGCAAGGAGCAGUUGAAGAAUGUGCACUGUUACGGGUUCAGCAGGUGGAAGCUUCAAAGCUAUCGGAGGAAAGUAUCGAACAACUAAAGAAAGAAGCGGAAGAACUCCGGGGAUCUAUCAGAGCAAAAGAAGAACAGCUAGCGAAUGAACGUCUGACCUCAAAUGUGGCAGAAAUAGAGUCGAUAGCGGUUUCAAAGGAGGCCAAGCUGAGUGAGGAAAUAUCAUCUCUGAAACGGUCGAUCAAAGCGAUACAGUCUGAAUUAGACGAGCAAAUCAGAAUUUCGACAGAUGGCCAACUAUCAAAGAAGAUUUCUUCAUGGGAGGAGGAGAAGAACGCCCUUAUUGAACGAUGUUUGAAUACCGAAAGCGAUUUGGACUUUGAACGAGAAAGGGCAAUGGAGAAUAAGCGUCGAUUCGAUGAAGCACUCUCGGCAAUGCAUGAGCUUGGACGUGCAAAUCAGUCCCUUCAGAUGGAUAUUUCAAAACAUUCUUCACGAACGUGGCUUGAUGAUUCUGCUGCUGUUAACUGUACAACCUGCGGGAAAGUGUUCAGCCUGACAGUUCGAAAACAUCACUGUCGUGUUUGCGGCCUGAUCUUCUGUGCUCCCUGUAGCUCAAAAACUACGCAGAUUGCCAGUCACAAAAACCCUGUUAGGGUCUGUGACAAUUGUUACACGGAAGUCCAAAAUCGGUGA